AUGGAUCCUGAUGCUAGUGCCAUGCUUGCGCAUGUUGUGACUUUGCGUGGUGACAUUCCACGACUUUUGCAACAUUUGCCUCAGGCUGUUUUCGAGACUUUUAAUCGGCAUCCAAGAAUGAGAGCAUCGAUUUUACCAGGAAGCGUUCCUCAGAAAGCCAUGAUUUGUUCUGCCCUCACAAGUGUCUCGGAUCUAGCUAGUCUUCUUACUAUUCAUGACUGCACUGUGGAUAAAGAGGAGCACACAGAGCAAGAAAAUUCAAAGAAUCACGCGGUUACUUUCACUUUGCCACAAUCUAAAUGGAUGGAAUUUGUUCGUGACGAAUGCGAAAAGCCACUGAAUCGUGAAAAAUGUUUUCCUUUUUAUCUUGUUGCUCACGUUGACAUGUCUACGAAUGCGUUCGCACGCUUGUGUCUCUUUUCUGACCAUUAUAUGUCGGACACGACUUCAGGAUUCAUCAUUCUCCGUGACAUUCUUCAGAUGAUCACCACGUCGACAAAACUUCCUAAAGAGCUGCCUCUGCGGAAGUCACUGUAUGAAAAAACGCACUUUGUGAACGCGUGGAUGAAUGUGAUUCACGAAGCUGUUUCCAAGUACGUUAUACAACCGCUAAUGAGCUUUGACACAAGUGCUUUCGCGCCUCUCUUGGCUCUUCAGACAGGAUCACAACUUGAUUUUGCUGGCUUACCACCGUCUCCUCCUAAUCCCAGUUUUGCCUUGUUUGCCCGAGGAUCGGAAGCAAAUAUGUUGAGUGCUGUGAGACGUUGCAAGGAGCACAAUGUAAGUUUGCAAGGCGCAAUUAUCGCCGCGACCUUGAUGGCUUUUGGUUUGGUUAAAUACAAUGGCAAACUUGGCGACUGCUCCAAGUCCCUGCAUCUUCGCAUGGAUGUUAUGAACGACAUGCGACAACAAAUGACUUCAGAUUCAGUGAAGCCUGGACUUUUUGAUUCUAUUUCGGCUCAAACUACUGGUGAGGUGCCUAUUGGGUUGUACUCGACUCCAGCUCAUCUCAUAUUUACAAGCAGUGAAGGUAUCGAUGUACAUGGAAUGUCCUUCUGGGAUGUUGCUCUCAAAGCAGACCAUGAAUGGGAGUGUGCGGUGGUAGGACACGAGCUUAAAAUGCAGUCAAUUUAUGUGAAUGAAGUGCUGAAUGCUGAGAGCAGAACGACUUCAGAGCUUUUUGUGGCCAAUUGUGCCCUCAGCGAUGUCACUUUGGAAUUUUUGGACUGCUCAGACGCUAAUUCCUGGCCCUUUAACGAUGACAAGAGUCUGCAAGUCGAAAAUAUGCACGUGUACAGCUCACGGCCGUCGUUAAGUUCGACUAGCAACUUGUCUAUCACUGCGCUCUCUCACUUUAAUUACGCUCUAAUGUUUAAAUUAGAACCUAACGUUGCACAUCAGCUUUUUAAAUGGAUAGUAUGGUGUACGGAGCGCAUUGGACAGUAUCGUGAGAAGGAUACUUUGGCACAGUCUGCAGAUUGGCUAGCAAGUGAAGUUGAACUGGCCAUACUCGAUGACCCUUCUCGGUUAACCUGA
Plasmopara halstedii is the source of this 1536-nucleotide messenger RNA. RefSeq lists its product as uncharacterized. The coding region runs from base 1 to 1536 and encodes 511 amino acids. The transcript has a single exon. The record is from RefSeq and is a predicted model, not a curated record. Lineage: Eukaryota; Oomycota; Peronosporomycetes; Peronosporales; Peronosporaceae.